Molecule: messenger RNA, 459 nt
Organism: Cladocopium goreaui
Lineage: Eukaryota; Dinophyceae; Suessiales; Symbiodiniaceae
Source: the annotation of a GenBank genome assembly
AUGGCUCCCGUGAAGGCCACAGCAGCCUCUGUGCCUCCACGGCCCAGCCAAAUCCAAGGUUGGACCGAAGAGCAAUGGCUCAUGAAGGCUCAAGAACUGCUCAAGACCUAUGGCAUUGACACGCGGCAGCCCACGCUUUCUGCGAAGGAGGAGUUUCGAAGUACUGAGGCACCAAUUCCUCCUCCAAACGCCAUUUUCUCCACGGGUCCAGGCCUGAAAAGCAACAAGCUGAUGCAGAAGCUGGACGAACAUGGUCUCGAAUAUCUGCAAGAUUGGUAUACGCCCCUGGACCGCGUGCACAAGGUUCGGGAUUUGGCCAUGUGCCGCGCUUCAGUGGAAGCGCCCGUCGCUGUGAGCGGACUUCUGGGUGUGCCCGGACAUUCCUACGUGGUUCCCCGUGCUUCUUUGUCCAGAGCUGCUAGCGAGGAGAGAAGAAGAACGAAGCCUAGCCGAAGGUGA